Messenger RNA from Cucurbita pepo subsp. pepo (vegetable marrow), 1163 nucleotides. NCBI's taxonomy places the organism in Eukaryota, Viridiplantae, Streptophyta, Magnoliopsida, Cucurbitales, Cucurbitaceae. The record is from RefSeq and is a predicted model, not a curated record.
CACAUGGGUAGGUGGGACCCAACAAUAUGAAAUUGCAGGAGAUUUCCUCUCAUCCUCAACCGUGAACAUUCAAAGAUGAGAGAGGGAGAGAUUAGAACACCAAUAUUGACUUGGCAAGAAGGCAAUAACAAGAAAGAAGAUCAUCAAUGGCAGAGUUGAAAGACUUGUGUGCUUCUUAAAAUCAUGAGAAGAUGAACACUUGCAGAAGAAAAAACUUGAAGAUCCAAGAAAUGGAAAACCACCAGAUUCUGUCAAAACCCAAACUGGGCUUCUCUGCUUCAUUCAGAGAAGCCUUCAAAAUCCUCUUUAAUCAUCCAAACUUCAUCUCUCUCAUUAUCUUCAUCUCUCUCCCCCUCUUGGCCUCCCUCUCAGCCCACAACAUUCUUCUUCACCCAACCUUCAUUCAACUUCUCAGGUUUCUCUCUCAUAAAAAUCCUUAUGAUCCUUCUCUAACGUCCAUCAUCGUGUGUCAAAUACUCGAGGGCACAGCCUGCUUCUCGCAGCUCUCCUCUACUCUCUCCCAUGGGUUUUUUUAUAUCAAUUCUUGUCUCUUCAGCACUCAUCUUCUUCCUUGACCUUCUCAACACAAUUGCAAUAGUCUCCAUAUCAGCAGCAUUGUAUGGAGGAAACUCUCAAAUGGGUUUUAAAGAGAUGCUAGUUCAAGUCAGGAAGAUGGUGGCUUUGAAACUCAGAGGGUCAUUGGCUACAUCUCUAUGCUCUGUUUUGUUGGCUUCACUCACUCUGUUGGGCUUGGUUGCUUUGUCAAAAGACUUCUUUUUUGUGGCUACAGGCAGCUCUCACAUCUCAAUAACAAACACCUUCCUCUUACAACUUUUCAUCUUCACAUUCAUCAUUGGGACACCUUUUGUGGUUUUGUUGGGGAAGUAUGUAGAGUGGAGUGCUGUUUGGAAUAUGGGGAUUGUUAUCUCAAUCUUGGAUAAGAACCAGGGGUAUAUAGCCAUAGGAGUGGCAUCAUAUCUUAGCAGAGGUAGCAGAAAGCUUGGGUUCAGUUUGAUGAUGGUUUUCUUUGUUUUGAAGGUGGUUUUUGGGUUUCCAUGUCUAUAUGCUUUGUGGAAUGAGAGAAGUUGUGGGGUUUGGGAGAAUGUGGUGUUUGUGAGCUUGAACGGUGUGGGGAAUGUUGUGAUGUGAGUUGUUCUAAUGGU